GUGAGUACCUACCAUACCUAUUCUAUCGUCGUUGUUGUUGGUGUUGAUGCCGGCAGAGCAGCAGCUGCCGUCGUUGUACAUAUAUCUACAUUUUAUCAGCAUUCCUAUCCUCAAUCCUGCCUGGACGGAAGUGGAGUAAUGCUGGAGGGCUGGCGGGGUGCAAAGCGUCCCCCGCACGGGUGAAAGAAUAAUUCCAAGAUCACUUCUGGCAGCUCAGUUAUCAUCGAAUGCUUGAACCGGUCGGUUCGGUUUGGUCUGCAGUCUCCGGUGCUUUCCGUUCCGUAUCUACACAACCGUCGUCGGGGGUGAUUGUAGGAUAUAUGCAAAGGAUAAAUCGUAGAUCCCGAGCUGAUAAUUGAACAGUAAUCCGGCUGCGGAGUGCCUUUGAAUUCUGAGAACUGACGACACUGUUGGGAGAGGCUUUCGAGCGGUGGGUUGGAUUACCGAAAUCGCGUAUUCGUUAAGAUCCUCACCGGAAUUGUCGUGUUGAUAACGAAUUUGGCUGGAGUGGUCACGGUGGGCGGAUGGAUUUAUGGGGUCGUAUGGCGUAGCUACUUCCGUUCAUGGUGGGAGCAAUGUGCCUGGCAGUAUCCGUAUGACAGAGGCACGCGGAAAAUGAGCAUAAUGGAUUGAGGAAACGUGAGUGCUGAAAAGAAGUGAUUUAAUCUGGGAAAACAUAAGUGUGGGACGGAGUAAUAUGUGAAACGGUGAAGACGCGCUCGAAAGCGAAGAGAUUAAAAGCAAUCAAAUGUGAAAGGAUGCUUUCCACUUGUUGAUUAAUUUUCGGCAUAUGGGUAUUGAUUUCAGCUUCAAGUGCCGGAACCAUUCAGUUUGGCUCCCUUUGGAUGAACGGAGACCGAACCCGCGUGAUGGAAAGUCUUUAACGUUUUAUCUUAUCUCCAUCAUCAUCGUCGUCGUCGUUGUCAAGUUCAUCUCAAGAUCAGUUGCAGAUUCUAAUCUGGUGCCACCCAUCAUCAGCAACAUCGUGCCGUGUGGAAGUGAUAUUUUCUGGCCGUUUGAAGUGAACGCUGUCAUUAAAUGUUCCCCGGAUUGUGUGGCAAUUGAUGGUUGUGACAUACCGCGGUCGUGCUGUGGAUCCAUUAACGGUUGAUAUAAACCGAUGCAACUGGCGGAAGGCGAGAUGUGUCAACUGUGGUGGCUAACGAAAUUAAGUUAAUUGAGCGAAAAUUGUUUGAUUAAAUGGUGGUAAUGUACUGUGUAAUUGAGCUGAGUGCGGAAUUUUAGACACUGUUCGGCGAAUCGACGGAAUUCUUCAGUAGACGAGAAAACGGAAAAUAUCUUCUGCUAGUGACAUAUCGCCGUGCUUAAAUCCCAGGAAAAUAAAUUAGAAAAAUGUAAACACAGAUUUAUCGCAAAAGCAGAAAGUAGCAGAAUACUAAUCACUGUUUUUAUUGCGGCAACAUCAGAGCAGCCACCGAAGAAGAAACCGCAAGUUGUGUAGAAGGGGAGUGAAAAAUGCAAUAUAAGUAAAUUGGAACCGUGUUCUAGUGCUUGGUUCGGAAGCUUCCGGAAAGUGCAACCGCAAUCUGUGAGUUGUUUGUGAGUGUGUCGAUGAAAAGUGCAUCACGGUGGUGAAAAGUGGCCCCUCACGAAGUUUUCCCGUAGAGAAAGUAAAAUCCACGACAAGGACGUGCGGAAAGUUGAAAAGUGUUAAGGUUUCUUCUCUUGUUUUCUUCGACUCAUCUUCCGAAAAGGGUUCGCUAAUGGUGGUGGCGACACGAUGGUUACCUAAAAGUUGGCACAACCGACCGAAGAGUUGCCAGUCACCGAGUUGUGUAAGUGCAGUCAGUCGUUCCCGGGGCGGCCCGGUAAUUGCCGAAGUAAAGUGAAAUUGAGGAUAAACGAAGUGAAUGUGCUACUUUGUAGAACAGAGGAAAAAAAGAAGAGUGAUGGAUGUCAGCUUUUGUCAUCCGGAAGCGGGAAGGUGACAAGGGAUUUUCCACGGACUGCGCUGAAAGCGCAACGAAAUGUGUACACUUCGGCUAAUAGCCUUUAAACGUGCAAAUAUUGAACCACCUCAAAGCGACACCAACAGUCUGAUAAAGUCAGCGAUAAUGUUUUAUAUACCUACCAUCAACACCAUCUUCGUCGGAACCACCAGACUCGUCUUCCAUCGCCAUCGUUGUAGCACUGCUGCUGCUGCUGCCGUCACUAUCAGAUCUCAAUGCAAAGUGGCACCUCAUUGAGAAGCACUUGUCGUAGACAAACAUACAGUCUCACCUGUCCGUAUCCUUGGUCCUAACUGGCCUACAACCGCAGUCCCAGUCGGUUCAGGAUGACUUUUCACAACUUUGACGACGGUAGUGCCACGGUCUCAUACUGGCCUAACGCCACCACCACCACCACCAUCCUCACCGCUCUCCUGACCACCACCUUUGGGACCGGCCCACCGUCUGUCACAUCGACGCCACUGGAUGCCGGCUGGCUGACGCUGUACGACUAUGACAACAACCGAUCCAUCGAGACUGGUGGGGGUGGUCUAUUCAUCGGUGAAAAUUAUUCCACCUUCGGCAACCAUGGGCUGACCGACGAUGGCGAACCAACGCUGUGGCCACCGCUGGAUCGGUGCGAUCCGAGAGAUAUGAAAAACUUUCAGUGCACCGUGCAGGAUUUUCUCGAGUAUGCCCGAGGACCGCAGCAGAUGCCACUGUCGACCGCUCUGUUGGUCACCAUCCUUUUUACCGGUAUCCUGAUUACCGGUGUCAUCGGUAACCUGAUUGUGUGUCUGGUGAUCAUCCGGCAUCCACAGAUGCACACCGCCACCAACUACUACCUGUUCAGCCUGGCCGUUUCCGAUCUGAUCCUGCUGUUACUAGGUCUUCCGUACGAAAUCAGCCUCUACUGGCACCAGUAUCCGUACAACCUGGGGCUGGUCUUCUGCAAAAUGCGGGCCCUCAUCUCGGAGGCAUCGACGUACGUGUCGGUGCUGACGAUAGUGGCCUUCUCGAUGGAGCGCUUCCUGGCCAUCUGUCAUCCGCUGCACCUGUACACCAUGUCCGGGCUGCAGCGUCCGGUGCGAAUCAUCGCCGGCCUGUGGGUCGUCAGCCUCUUCAGCGCUGUGCCUUUUGCCGUGUUCACCGACAUCGAUUACAUCGAGUAUCCACCGACACAAGAGAAAAUCGAGGAUUCGGCAUUCUGCGCGAUGCUGAGCAAUCCGGAAGGAAUUCCCCUGUGGGAGCUGUCGACAUGCCUAUUUUUCGCCGUGCCAAUGGUGGUGAUGAUUGUUCUCUACGGCCGAAUGGGAAUGCAGAUUCGGUCCCGGACGCAGCGGACCGAGGAGCUAGGAGUGCGAAACGGAUCCGUUAAUGGGCCCUCGAGGAUAUCCCAAUCUAGGAAAGCGAUCAUUCGCAUGCUUGCGGCUGUUGUGAUCACGUUCUUCGUCUGCUGGGCACCGUUCCACGCGCAGAGGUUGCUGUUUCUGUACGCGCGGAACUGGCAACACUUCAACACUGUCAACACGUGGCUGUUCUCGGUCGCCGGGUGGCUGUACUACGUUUCUUGCACCAUCAACCCAAUCCUGUACAACGUGAUGUCGCAUAGGUAUCGGGUGGCCUUCCGGGAGACACUGUGCGGCCGGCGGCGUGGUUUCGGAACCAGUUUUGCGCGAGAUCAGUCGAGCUUCCGCGAAACGACCAUAGACAUCAACGUGGGCUGCGAGAGCUCCAAGCUGCUCCGGGCCCGGUCGAUGAUGCAGUCCUCCAAACGGUCACGAUAUAAAGGCGGCGGCCUGCACACGAACAAUAGCUUACGAUACGGCGAUAACUACAUCCGGCGGAAUUCCCUGCAGAUCGGCCGCCUUCCUGGAAGCCGCGGGUCACUCUCCCCGAACAUGCCAACCGACGUCGUGGUCAUGUUGGAAAACAAGCUGAGCGGCCGACCACGUUGUUAUACCACGUCGACAUCAACUCUGACGACGACGCUGGUGUCGGCCACGUCCACAACGACCACCACGACCACCGCCACUGCCACCGGCGAGAACAGUCUCAAAAUACCGCUGAUAAGCAUCAACGGCGAUAUGGGCUGCCUUGUAAACAAUGUAAAUAGCACUAGCACUACCAACAUCACCACCCCAAACAACAACAGCAACAACAACAUCAACCGUAGUAUUAGCAAGGAAAACAAUCUCUCCACCGCAUCCACACCGUUGGCGUCGUCCCGGGCGUCGUCAAAUCUAUCAAUCGAGCUAGCGGGCUACGAUGGUAAACAAUUGCCCGACCCGAGCGAAUCGCCGUCCGACGGAACGGACAGCAAUGAUUUCCAUCCUCACCAGGAGCAGCAUCUGCUGCAGCAUCCGAAUCAUCAAUUAAUUAAUGGAUACGAUAGCGAUAAAAGCGGUAGCCAAAGUAGCCUGAAGCGUGAAACAUGUAUUUAACAGCCACCACCGACGACCACGGCCAUCACCAUCACCAUCAACACCCUCAGCGAAAAGAGGAACAGCAGGGCGCUGAAGUCUCUCCUCUGUCAGUUACGUAAACAGCUGCGCGAUUAGAGUGCCGGACAAGCCGGAUCCGGAACCUUGCGUGCGAGGAAGGAUUUUGUAUGGGCGACAAACCUUCCACUCGACUCGGUCCGAGAACCGAUUUUGGCCGGCCGGUCGUUUAUCUCUUAGUGAAACCAGUCUGAGGCCUACCAGCAGCGUCGGUGGGAAGCGUUAAAUAAUGCAAACAGAGAUGGGAGGAACAGAAAAGAACCUUUUAGCACAGACAAACAGACGUAAAUCCUUUAGAUAAAUGUUUCUUAAAUAUAUCGCGACCGAGCUCAC
Molecule: messenger RNA, 4783 nt
Organism: Ochlerotatus camptorhynchus
Lineage: Eukaryota; Metazoa; Arthropoda; Insecta; Diptera; Culicidae
Gene: CapaR
Product: Capability receptor
Exons: 11
Coding region: 2297-4393 (698 amino acids)
Biological process (GO): neuropeptide signaling pathway
Cellular component (GO): plasma membrane
Molecular function (GO): neuromedin U receptor activity
Source: RefSeq, a predicted model, not a curated record